AUGACAACAACAACAAGAACUGAAACAUUAUCAGAAACCGUUAGUGGCAUAAUUACUGGAAGAAAAGUUCUUGUUGAUAAUGACAUUAUAAAAAAUCAAAAGGAAGAAAUUGAAACCUUAAAGAACGAAGCAGCAAAACUACACAAUUUAAGGGAUGUCGAUAAUAACACUAUAAAAAUUAAAGAAGAAGAGAUCGCAAGAUUAAAAGAAGAAACUUCCAAAGUACAAGAAUUAUUAGGAAUCGAUAUAAAGAAUUUACCAGAGUUACUUAAAGAUAACACUUUAAUCGACCUAUUAGCUAUUCAGUCCCAUAUAGAAUUAUCCCAUUUGAAAGAUAAAGUGAUCAAUUUAGAUAAUGAAAAAAAUCAACUGAAGAAUGAAAUAGAUGAUUUGCAAAAGGAACAUCAACAAUCAGCUAAGAACUCUGAACAAUUGAAUCAAGAAAUUAAUAAGUUAAAGGCUAAUUUAACUGAAUUGGAAGAAAAAAGAAAAGUUCUUGAGUCUGAUGUGAACAAACAAUCAGAAAGAAAAAAAUCGGUAGAACAAGAAAUCAAUGAAUUAAAUAUAAAGUUAGAAGAAAAGUCAAGGAAUUUGGAGAGCCUGGAAUUAAAUGUUAAUGAACAAUUAGAAGUAAAGAAAUCGCUAGAACAAGAAAUAGAUAAUUUGAAUACUAGUUUAGAUGAAAAGAGAAAAAAUUUAGAAAAUUUAGUUUUAAUCGCUAACAGUCAAUUAGAACGUAAUAAAUUAUUAGAGAAUGCUGAUAAAAUUAAAAAGAAACUAAAAGAUCUCGGGGAAUUGAAAAAAAAAUUAGAUAGUUUAGAAGAUCAAAGAAAAGAAUUAGAAAUAAAUGAACACAAAUUGAAAGAUGGAUAUUUAAAAUAUGGUUGGUUUAAAGAUGAAAAAUAUAGAGGAAAUGCUCAACAAUUAAUACCUCCAUUGAGAAAAGAUAUUCAAGAAGCAAAAAGCAAAUUAGAAAGCCCUACUGAAAUCGAAGAAGAGUUAUCAAAAGCUAAUGAUGAAAUUGAAGAACUAAAGGAACAACAUAAACUUGAUAAUAAAUAUUUAGGUGCUAUUGAGAAGGAUAUACAAGAUCAUAAAGAAAAACUUAUUAGUAUGCGAGAAGAUAUGAUGAAAAAAGACAUUAUAAUCGAUGGACUUCGAAAAGAACUUCAACAAGAAAAGAUCAAUAGAAAAAUACUUGAACUUUCAAGAAAAAAAAGCGACAUAGAAAAAUUAAUUAAUUCAACUAAAAUUAAAGUUAUUGAAAAAAAUCUACAAGGUUAUUUGGAUAUGUUAAAUAUUGAAAAUGUAAAGACAAAAGAAAUUGCGAACAAUUAUCUAAUUAAAAUAUUAAGCAAAGAUGAAUUGGAUGCAAUUUUACAUGGUUCAAAAAAAAUUGAAGAAAUUAAUCAAGAAUUAUCCGAAUGUUCUAUCAAAGUAGAUGCUAUCAAAGUAGAUGCUAUCAAAGUAGAUGCUAUCAAAGUUGAUGCUAUCAAAGUGGAAAAUGAAUAA
This is a messenger RNA of Dentiscutata erythropus, 1512 nucleotides long. The record is from the annotation of a GenBank genome assembly. Lineage: Eukaryota; Fungi; Glomeromycota; Glomeromycetes; Diversisporales; Gigasporaceae.